Heterobasidion irregulare TC 32-1 is the source of this 441-nucleotide messenger RNA. RefSeq lists its product as uncharacterized. Gene Ontology annotation, cellular component: site of double-strand break. The annotation marks the transcript as partial. NCBI's taxonomy places the organism in Eukaryota, Fungi, Basidiomycota, Agaricomycetes, Russulales, Bondarzewiaceae. The record is from RefSeq and is a predicted model, not a curated record. Gene Ontology annotation, biological process: double-strand break repair via homologous recombination; DNA double-strand break processing involved in repair via single-strand annealing. Gene Ontology annotation, molecular function: double-stranded DNA binding; flap-structured DNA binding; single-stranded DNA binding. The transcript is spliced from 3 exons.
ACUAUCAACGCGCAGUAUGAGAUCAAUCCAGACGUCAACGAGAAGCUAGAUUAUCAAUUCGACGAAGUCGUCAGAGGUCGUCAAGCACGGCAGAGGCUCCAUGGCACCGACUGUGACUGCUGCCGCGAUUACUAUGAAGCGGUCGGACCGCUUCCCCCGCGCCUCUCCGCGCCCAUGUGGCGGUCCCCGUCCCCGUCCCCUGCCCGGCCUGCCGAACGUCAGGACGCUAUCGACAGCCACAAGCAGGAGAUAUCGCGGCAUCGGCAGCAGUGGCAGCGCGGCAAUACGCCGCCUGACUUUUGGGUCAUCGGGUUCCCGGAUACACAGGCAGCAUCAAGAAUCAACGCGCAGGCUGAGCAGAUGCACAAGGAGAAGGUGGAGAUGGUGGAACGAGAGACAAGGAAGGAAGGAGGGAUGUACAGGAAGCGUGGUCAACUCUGA